Baudoinia panamericana UAMH 10762 is the source of this 642-nucleotide messenger RNA. RefSeq lists its product as uncharacterized. The record is from RefSeq and is a predicted model, not a curated record. The coding region runs from base 111 to 461 and encodes 116 amino acids. Lineage: Eukaryota; Fungi; Ascomycota; Dothideomycetes; Mycosphaerellales; Teratosphaeriaceae. The transcript has a single exon.
CGUUUUCCACCAUUGAUUAAAGCAGACGGCUAGUAAACGGAUGCUGUGCGUUUUUCGAUCGAUACUCGAAGUCUAGAAACACCUUACUGAAUAUCAUCUUCUCCGAACCUAUGGCUGUUUGUACCACGGAAACUGCUAUAUCAUGGCGAAUUCGUGGUGAGAGAUGGUGGUUUGAGUACGAGUGCCGACCAUCUGAAGGCGCUCAAGGGUCUGGAAAGGCACUUUCUCGGAGAUGGUCCAGCGACUCUGACGCCAAGCAUUUAUCCCAUGGCGAACACCCAGGGAUAUCGCAAGAGAUGGCAACCUUCACAAACGUACCGUUGAGCGACACAUCGAAACGCGAGCUUGUGCAGACUGAGGACCUCCCCAGCAUACUGGAAGAGGCAAGGGAGGCUCUGCAUUGCAAUUGGUGCUACGAACAUUGUCACAGAUGGCUUUUCUCGAGCUGUGGAACAAGCUAGGAUUGCUGAGCGUGUCUUUGGGGUACCUCAACCUGUACUGCACGUUGACCGCCCGGAACAGAAUGCAGAAGACGGGUACAAGACAAGCUCCUCGCCUCGACUCACAAAGCUCUGAAUAUCUUCGACAACUCGUAUUUACAGCAGACUUAACGCUCUGAUUGUUCGAGACCACCAAAAUGAG